Schizosaccharomyces japonicus yFS275 is the source of this 2503-nucleotide messenger RNA. Its product is annotated as dymeclin 2. The record is from RefSeq and is a predicted model, not a curated record. The transcript has 11 exons. Lineage: Eukaryota; Fungi; Ascomycota; Schizosaccharomycetes; Schizosaccharomycetales; Schizosaccharomycetaceae. The coding region runs from base 183 to 2309 and encodes 708 amino acids.
UAAAUCCUCAAAUCCUCACCUGGCGGUUCAUUCCAAGCCAGCAACUAUAACAUAGAAGGCUGACAGAACCAAAGACAAGAAGUUAGCCUCCUAGAGCAGCCCAAACUGGCAUUAAAGCUACUGUAUUAUCUGCAAAUAGAAGGAAUUAUCUCUUUAUUGUCAAUUGUUGCAACAUAAACUCAAUGGGUAUCACAGAAUCAAAAUUUAGUGUCCGUGAUCAGGUUGAAAAGCUGCUAGACAAUCCUUACAAUUGUGACCUAGUUUUAAUCUUUCAUUCACUGGUUACGAAUCCUACUUCACUAAAUGACUUCUUUACAUUAAUCCCAAAUAAGGAUAUCGCAGCUUUACGUGACUCUCAUUCAUUUUAUGCAUUGAAAAUAUUCGUCAAAUCGAGUUUGCAUACAAUAAUGGCAAUAAGUCUUCAGGACCCAGGACAUCUUUCAAAUACUUUAACCAGAAAGGCACUACAGAACUCUAUUCGUUUGCUGAUCAGAAUUCUUCCCUUCUUAUUCACCGCGAAGCCAUCAUUGCACUGGUUUAACGAACUACUUUUAGAUGCACCUGUUUCUUCAAUUGUGUUAUCGGAAUGUCUUACUGAACUCGGAGCAAGGCUUCCGAAUUUAGAUUCAGCUCCCAAGUAUCAGUUUUUUGGAGAACAACUUGCUGCUGCUUUACGAACCAUUGCCUUUCUGCCGCAUGUGACUAUCGCUGAAGACAAUCAAUUGAAUCAACGAUUAUGGGCCCCCGGUAUUGGACUCUCAACCACGUCAAAUUCAAGUUCUAAAGAGCUUGUUAAUAAUCGAGUAGAGUACUUAACUCUACUUUGUGUCCUUUUCUCAGAAGUACUGUAUCAGCCCAAAGAACACUGCUUUUCCCUUCUAUUAUUCUUCUUCUCCACUAAAAAUGAGAAGGUUUUCAUUCUUGACUUUUUGUGUUCUUUAACAAAUACUGCAUUUCAGAAAACUUCAUUCAUCUCCUUGAAGUAUUUUUCGGGUCAGCAAAGAGAACUCUCCGUUCUCAGUUUGCGGAUACUAAUUCUACUGCUCUCAUAUACCCCCCUACGAAUUGAUCCAUCUUUACUUGCCAAGUUGCAGGACAACAAUGUUCAAGUUUUAGAGAUGCAAAAUUAUUAUGUUUUUUAUUACGAAAAGCUACACAGGUCUACUGACUUGGAAUUUAUUGUCGGAGGUAUUGAACAGCACACUACAUCUUCUCUCAAACAUACCUCUUGGUUUCGUCCCCUCGAAAGAGAGUUUUGUCUAGGUGCCCAAGAUAACCUUUAUCUCUUUCUUAUACUCUGCACCUUUCAUAAGCGUUUACUUCGGCACUUGUCCAGCUCCAAACAUCUUCACCAACUUGUUUUGAAUCUUUUGUACUUGAUUGUUAAAUGCUCUAGUGAAGGGGGCGACAAGCAUGUCUGCAAAGUAGUUUACUUGAUACUUCGCAAGUUGCUUUUGAUUCCUCAAUUGGUAUCUUCUUUGUGCAAGCCGGCUCAAAACCUUCAAGUACCUUCCAUGGAUUCUUACAUUCCGGGCUUUCAAAACAAUGUUGGAGAUUAUGUAAUUUCUACAACGGCCACUCUUCUAAAACUGAAAGCUGAAGAGUAUUCCUCUUUGUUUCCUAUAUUAAUGUCCACUCUACAGCAUGCUAAUGGAAUUUCAUUGAGUACACUUGAUGCCGUGCUAGAUCUCCUUUCGACUAUGCUUCAACCAUCGUCACUGUUUUUAUCUAAAAACAAUGCAAUUAAGCUUAUUCAUUUGUUGAGUGCGCUUCAAUUGUACGCAUCAAAUGAGGGAAUAAAAAAUAACGGACUAGCCCUUGCGUUCGCAAAAAUAAAAAACCAUCUUCUUCCUUUAUUGUCUCUUGAUAAACAGGAGAUGGAGAAGAAAGCUAGUCAGUUUCUUCCUCAGUUUUACACUGAAAGCACUGCUGACCUGACGUCUUUAAUCCAUUGGUAUGGUGGUUUAUUUAAUGACAAAUUUACGGUGUUGAUUUCGUUUAUUGAGAAUUCGGAUUCGCCAAACCCUAUCAAUUCGGUCAUUAACUCCUCGGCGGAAGCUUGCAAUCAGAAAACGACAGAGAACUUUGAAUUGUGGAAUCAAUCUGUACAUUUCUGGUUUAUUGCAUCCUACUGGGGGCAAAUACUUCGCACUAGUUCCUUCCAAGACGGUGUACUGUCACCCUGGUAUGGAACUCAACCGUGUCUGAUACAGGUGAAAAGCCAACAACAAUCGUCUAUAUCUUUCGGAAACGCAUUGACGGUUGACACGUUGACAAGCAUAAUGUCCCUUCCGUUUAACAAUCACUAGCAGACUGAUCCAAAGUGUUUACUAGUUAGUCUUACGAGCCCAUGAUUAUUAUUAUAUAUUUAUACGAAGUGUGAUAUAUUAUUCAGCUAAAAAGAAUGAUUUAAAACCCAAAAAGAUAAAUAAGUACGUAAUCAUCCAUAUUAAUUACACGUUUAAGAACUGCUCAGCCAAAACUUCGUUCUUCUCAGCAAGUU